This is a messenger RNA of Aegilops tauschii subsp. strangulata, 1035 nucleotides long. Lineage: Eukaryota; Viridiplantae; Streptophyta; Magnoliopsida; Poales; Poaceae. The record is from RefSeq and is a predicted model, not a curated record.
AUGUGCGGGAGAAGCAGGUUUCUCGGGCGAGCCUUCAGGGUCGUUUGGGAGGAGGCGAGGUCAAAGGACGGGAGAUCGUAUGCAAGAAACGAAAAGAAGCUUCCUGGCAUAGGCAAGCUGCUAUUUGAGACGCCAUCCGGCUUCGCGGUUUUCUCUUUUCUUCUGGAAUACCUCCACGAAGAUAUUGAGCACAUCUGGCACUACUUCGUGGGCGAUUAUUGGCACAAUAAUUUCCUCUGGCUGCAUGAUUUCCAAAAGUUCGAGGAUAAGUCCAAUGCCAUCAACAUCACUACCAGGGAAAUAGACGGCAACCUGACCAGAAUGCUCUGGGAUUACUGCCUCCCUGAAGAAGUAAUCGUUGUUGGAAGGCCUGAAUAUAAAUCGAUAAUCAAAGAGAAACUGAGGCGAAACUGUGUGUACAACGAGAGAGUGAUGGAGGUCAUGUGGGGCAUGCAGAAUCUCUUGCCUAUUUUAAUCCCUCAAGAACAAUCUAAGUUCACUAAGGCGGACCGGCUCCCCAUAUGCAAGGGAUUGGAUAUGGUCUUAUCUCGACACGGCAUUGAUAUGGUCAAGCGAGAGAUGGUGUAUCAUGCUGAUUUACGGGAAAAGGAACAUUCGAGGUUUUUGCACAGCAGCCUUGAUAAGGAUCUGAAGGCCAUUUCUGGAUUUGAUGCCAAGGAUUGGGAUUCGUUGUUCUCGGCUGAGGAACUUGCAUUGAUCAUUCGUGAUGCACCUAAAUAUGAAGAUCUGAUAGACAGGGCCACAAUCUCGAAAAUCUACAAUGACAUUGUUGCUCUCCAUGCCUAUGUGGUGAAAGUGCUGUUGAAAUUGCGCCACUUGGUUAAGAAGGCUGAAGCUGCACUGAAAACUGAAGAUGUGCUGGAGAAGGCUACAAGAAAUGGGGCCGACUCCAUGCAGCAAGUUGACCAUACAUGUUUAGCAGUAGAUCUGGUGGAAGUACCCCAACAAAGUAGCAUUGGUGAGGAGCAACAAUGUCAUAUCAUAGGUGAGAAUUCUCAGCUCUUGGUUGUGUGA